AUGUCUUCUUCUUCUUCUUUUUUUUCGCAAUCCAUUUCUGAUUCUGAUCUCAGUGAUCCACCUUCGGACAUUGAUGAUCUAGAACUUAACUUUGACUCGGGCGUCAUCAAGCGCACCACCAAAUCACCUCGGCGACGCUCUUCCACCAUGCCGAAGAACAAAGGCAAGGGCAAGAAGCCGGCAAAGCGAGCCUCUGACGAGGUUAGCCCUCUAGACCAAGAGGACGAGGACACCUUCCUCCCAAAUUGUCUUGCUCGUCUGUCUAUCAAGAAGCCCAGACUGGACAAGGAUCUCUCUGCCAUCGAGAGACUCCCCAAUGAGGUCAUUCAUCGUAUCGCCGAACUCACCGAUAACGAUCAUGACUUGACCAACCUGGCGCAGUCGAGCGAACAGCUGGCGAGGGCUCUUCUGCCACAAGAGACUCCUGUUUAG
This is a messenger RNA of Exophiala mesophila, 432 nucleotides long. RefSeq lists its product as uncharacterized. The transcript is spliced from 2 exons. The coding region runs from base 1 to 432 and encodes 143 amino acids. Lineage: Eukaryota; Fungi; Ascomycota; Eurotiomycetes; Chaetothyriales; Herpotrichiellaceae. The record is from RefSeq and is a predicted model, not a curated record.